CAAAUAAUAUUGCACAAGAACAGGGUGGUAAAUGCCUUUCUACAGAAUAUAAAAAUACAAAUACACCAAUGCAUUGGCAUUGUAUCCAAGGUCAUGAGUGUCUUGAAGCUUGUAAGGAGAUUGUAUACAGUAAAGGUGGUUUUGCUAGUUUUAAUAGUAUAAAGCAUGCUAAAACAUGGUGCCCAUAUUGCUUAAAUAAACAUGAAAAUUUAUGUCGUGAAGUCAUAACAAAGAUUCUUGGCCCACCUUCUGUUAUUUGCAAACCAAAUUUCUUAAAAACACCGGAGUAUCUUCGAGGAUUAGAACUCGAUAUUUAUUAUCCACAGUAUAGAUUUGCAAUAGAGAUCAAGAGAGAACUAUGUGAUGAAAACUGGUUCGUUCUUAUAGAGAUAUGGUAUUACAAAGAUCCACAUAUAAUUAUUCCGAAGUAUCUUAAGGAGUUGGGACUUAUUGACUAG
Messenger RNA from Racocetra persica, 458 nucleotides. The record is from the annotation of a GenBank genome assembly. Lineage: Eukaryota; Fungi; Glomeromycota; Glomeromycetes; Diversisporales; Gigasporaceae.